AUGUUAUUGUUUUUUUAUUUUAUUAUAGAUUAUAUUUACAUUAUACAUUCAUUCUUUAAACGUUAUUUAGUACCUUUUGAACUAUUAAAAAGGAAUAUUUCGGGAAGCCAUCCCAAAAGCUAUCUCAAUUUUUUAAUCAAAAGCACCAAUCAUUAUGUUAUAAAGCAAUUUAAACAAAGAAAUAUUAACAUGUUCACUUCUGUAAUAAUUAAAACUGAUAAAUCAACAUCUAAAAGAUAUACAAUGAUGAAUCUUUUAAUAAUAAUGAUAUUUGUUAAAUCAACUUUUUCUGUAUGUCCUUCGGGAACACUUGAAAAGACCAAACUUGUUUUUUCUGAUGUUUGUUUAGUUAAUGAAGUAUUAAUAGCUGUGCAGAGUAAAUUAACAAUUAUUGGUUCCGCUUCAUUAAAAAUGACAUCAAAUUUUGCUGUAAUUUCCAGUUUUAUCGUGUUUAAAGACAAUUCUUACUUUUUGUCGAUAAUCACGUUUGAGAUAUCAGUUUCAUCAAAUGUUGUGUUCAAAAGAAAUACAAUAAGCGAAUUUAGAGGAUAUAUAGCAGUUGAACUAAACUCUAAUUAUCUAAUAAUGGACAACGCAAAAACCAAAUUUGAUUGUUCUGUGAAAAUUACAAAUAAAAGUUCAAUGAAAAUGACAAAUAAUUCUUUUUCAUUCAUAUCAAAAAAUAUGACCGUAUCGGAUGGAGUAUUUAGUAUGAGCGAGAAUGCAACUCUUGAAUCCAGUGCAAUAAUCUCUAUAACGAAUAAUGGAAAAAUAGUGAUUAAAAGUGAUGUAGUUAGAAACAAUUUAAAAACAAAAAAUAUCCUCUGUGAAGAAGGGAUAAUUGAAAUGGAUAAAAUGAGUAUAAUAACUUCAUCUAAUAUAACAAUUAAGUCAAAGUGUAUUGUAAUUCCAUUGGAUCGGUCAAUUGUGGAUCUACCUGUUUUCUUUACAAAUUACUUUCAAAUGACAACAAAUGUUGUUUCUUGUAACUUAGACUGUGACAUAGCAUACAGUCCAAUUGGGAUCAAAUAUGAUUCUAUUCCAAAUGGUUUAAAACUGUUACAAAAUGGCAGAUUAUUAAGGUAUGGUGAAUCGAAUUUAAUAUUCUGUCAUUUGAACGAAAGUAAAAAUAAUGGAAACAAUAAUUAUUAUGAAAAUUACUGCCCUUGCGAAGAUAAUAACUGUUAUAUUACUCCUAUUGGAACUAUAAAAACACUGAACAUACUUAUAAAUACUGAUAAUUUCACACAAGAAGAAACCAUGAAAAUAAAACACAAAGGAAAAAAAUCUUAUGAAGAAAACACUUUGAUAAUUGGAAAUACAAAGAUUUCAUUAGUUCAAGUUAAUAGUUUGGUAUUGAACGUGAUAUCCAAAAAAGAUUUUGAAAUUUCAAUUACUUCUUCGACUAAAUCGGUAUUAAUUGCCUCCAAUGUUUUUAUACAAAUGGGUGAAAUCAAGUGUAAGAUGGGGACUUUUAAAAAUAAUGUUUUUUCUUGUAUAUUUCAAAAUGAUUGUACAAUUGGUGGAGUAAGUGUUAAUAAACAAUGUGCAAAUUGUUAUGAUAAAUAUUGUGAAGUUUGUGAAAGCUCAAAAGAUGGGUCUGUUUGCAAAAAGUGUAUCAAAAAAUAUAUUAACGAAAAUGGAAAAUGUGUUGAAGAUUCGAAUUGCCAAUUAAAAGGUAACAAUUUUUGUGUAAAAUGUAAAAAUGGUUAUGUUAUGAACACUAAUAAUAUAUGUGAAAAACCAAUUGAUUUUUGUAUUAAAAAGAGCAGAAAUUUAGAAGUGUGUGAAAUAUGUGAGUAUGGAAAUAUACUAAAAAAAGGAAAGUGCUUUAAGAAAAAUGAAAGUGAAGCAAUAGUUAGUACAAAAAGUGUCAUUUCAUGCAACUUUGGUUAUUAUAAUGAGGAUGGAGAAUGUAAAUCAUGUUAUUUAAAAUAUCAAAAGAGUGUAAUUUGCACCAAAAAACACAUAGAAAAAUGUGUAAUAGAAAAUUACAUCGAAAACAAUAAUUGUAAACAAAAGAAAUGCAAUAAAAAUGAAAUUGAAGAAGAGAAUGGAAAGUGCUCUCAAAUAAUUGACAAAUGUAUCACAAUUGAAAAUGGAAUGUGUAUUGAAUGUGAACAAAAAUAUAUUGUUGAUAUUGUUAACAAUAAAUGUAUAACCACACAAUCAAAUUGCUCGAUCAGUGGAUCACUUGGGUGUUAUCGAUGUAUUGACGGGAAAUUUUUGAAUGCCGAGAGUGGUAUUUGUGAUGACUGUGGAGGAAAUUGCUCGAGUUGUUUUGGAGAGAGUACAAAGUGCACUGCAUGUAAAGAUGGGUACUUUUUGAGCAACAACGCGUGUGUGACAAAUGAAGAACUGCUUGAAGUGUGCAACAAGAUUUCAGCAAUCACACGUGGGUGUGUAGAAUGCAGAGAUGGGUAUUACAGAAAUGGGACAGAUUGCAACAAGUGUGAUGUGAAGUGUGCGACAUGUAACACAAAAGAGAUAUGCCUGACAUGCAACUCAACCAACUUUUUGACGUCUGACAAUGAGUGUGAGUCGCGAAGCAAUAUUGUUGGGUGUGGUGUUGAAGUGACUAAAAAUGGGUGUGCAAAGUGUGUUGAUGGUUAUUUCACAUUCAAAACAAAUCAGUGCAAGAAGUGUGUUGGGUGUGCGAGUUGUGUUUCUGAGACUGUUUGCACGUCAUGUGAUGACAGUCAAAUACUUCAUGAAACUUCCUGUGUUGACGUGGUAAUGGUGAAGAAUUGUGUUGAAGUGAAAAAGUCGAAAUGCACAAAGUGUACAUUCUGGCAUGAGGCAUCAGAAAGUGGUGAAUAUUGCUACUUAAAGGCGGUGUGGUGGGUUUUCUUUAUUUCAUCACUUAUUUUUGUCAUCAUACUAGUUGUUGCAUUGGUCAUCAUC
Messenger RNA from Entamoeba invadens IP1, 2904 nucleotides. RefSeq names its product cysteine surface protein, putative. Lineage: Eukaryota; Evosea; Mastigamoebida; Endamoebidae. The annotation marks the transcript as partial. The transcript has 2 exons. The record is from RefSeq and is a predicted model, not a curated record.